AUUAAUCUAGAAAAUAAAUAUUUUGAGUGACAUACAUUUCGUGUGUGCCAACUGUGAAAAAUGAACCACUUGCUCGCCAGAUCACUCAUGCGGCGCGCGCUAGCCGGCGGUAACUGCCGCUGCUACGUGGCGACUGCGUCGGGGAGGCCUUUGCUUUCGCAGGUUGAAGGUUUGAGCGCGGUGUUGGUAGGCUGGAGGCGGAUGAUGAGUUCGGCUGCGGAGCCUACAUCGUCGCCGCCUUCAUCUUCUGUGGAGAACACCGAGUUGCCGGCGGAGAAAGGUAGCGUGGUGGUUUCGAGCUAUUGGGGAAUUUCGAGACCUAAGAUUACGAGGGAGGAUGGCACAGAGUGGCCAUGGAACUGUUUCAUGGAGCAAUUCUCAGGUCCUGGAGAUUUCGCACCACUUCACCAACCAUGGGAAACUUAUGCAGCAGACUUAUCAAUUGAUCUCCACAAGCACCACGUUCCAAGGACAUUCAUUGACAAAGUAGCAUAUCGGACUGUGAAGCUUCUGAGAAUCCCUACGGAUAUGUUUUUCAAGAGGCGGUAUGGGUGUCGUGCAAUGAUGCUGGAAACAGUGGCUGCUGUACCUGGUAUGGUGGGAGGAAUGCUGUUGCAUCUUAGGUCUCUGCGUAAGUUCCAGCAAAGUGGGGGGUGGAUCAAAGCAUUGCUUGAGGAAGCCGAGAAUGAGAGGAUGCACCUGAUGACGAUGGUGGAACUUGUGAAGCCCAAGUGGUACGAGCGGCUGCUGGUCCUCACUGUUCAGGGCGUCUUCUUCAAUGGAUUCUUCAUAAUCUACUUAAUGUCACCUAAAAUGGCCCACAGGAUUGUGGGUUAUCUAGAGGAAGAGGCCAUACAUUCGUACACCGAGUACUUGAAGGAUAUCGAGAGUGGUGCAAUAGAGAAUGUUGCAGCACCUGCCAUUGCAAUUGAUUACUGGAGACUUCCCAAAAAUGCAACGCUCAAGGAUGUUAUCACUGUCAUCCGCGCUGAUGAAGCUCACCACCGUGACGUCAACCAUUUUGCUUCCGAUAUUCAUCAUCAGGGGAAGGAGUUGAGGGAGGCACCAGCUCCUUUGGGAUAUCACUAAAUGUUAAUUCUCUCAUACUGAGAUAAAUAGAGUUCAAAAAAGUAGCUUACUGUCAUUAGUUAUAUAGCGAGUUUUUACUUAUGUUUGGCAUCUGGCUUCAUAAGAAGAAAUCGAAAUUAUUGGACGAGAAUUAGUUGCUCAUCACAUACAUGUAAGUAAUAUAAUUUCUAUAUCCAAUACUGUUGAUUAA
Salvia hispanica is the source of this 1279-nucleotide messenger RNA. The record is from RefSeq and is a predicted model, not a curated record. NCBI's taxonomy places the organism in Eukaryota, Viridiplantae, Streptophyta, Magnoliopsida, Lamiales, Lamiaceae.